Molecule: messenger RNA, 2661 nt
Organism: Tilletiopsis washingtonensis
Lineage: Eukaryota; Fungi; Basidiomycota; Exobasidiomycetes; Entylomatales
Product: putative anthranilate synthase component II
Exons: 3
Coding region: 1-2661 (886 amino acids)
Biological process (GO): L-tryptophan biosynthetic process
Cellular component (GO): cytosol
Molecular function (GO): phosphoribosylanthranilate isomerase activity; indole-3-glycerol-phosphate synthase activity
Source: RefSeq, a predicted model, not a curated record
AUGCUGCAUGCACACGGGCUCAGCUGCGGACGUCCGGCAGAGCACGCGGCGCCGACAGACGCAGGCACACCGCCCUUGACGGCCGCUGCCGGCACGUCGGCUGCCGGCGCCGCCACCUCGGCACUGCCGCAGGAUGGCCUUGUCGCCGCCGCCAGCGUGCCCGCGCGCGGCAAGACGGUGCUCAUCGACAACUACGACUCCUUCACCUACAACGUCGUUGAGUUCCUCUCCAACCUCGGCGCCGAUCUUGUCGUGUUCCGCAACGACAAGGUGACGCUCGAGGAGAUCGAGGCGCUGCAGCCGGUGAACAUUGUCAUCUCGCCCGGGCCGGGCCACCCGCUGCACGACUCGGGCAUCUCCAUUCCCGCCAUCAAGCACUUUGCCGGGCGCGUGCCGAUCCUCGGCGUGUGCAUGGGCCUGCAGUGCAUCUACGCGGCCUACACGGGCGUCGUCGAGUUUGCCGGCGAGAUCCUGCACGGCAAGACGAGCCCGAUUGCGCACGACGGGCGCGGCCUCUACGCCGGCCUGCCGCCGCAGGGCGUCGUCGGCACGCGCUACCACAGCCUGGCGGCGCAGCUGCCGAGCCUGCCGCGCGAGCUCGUCGUGACGAGCAAGACGGAGAGUGGCGUCGUCAUGGGCAUCCGCCACACGCGCCUCACCCUCGAGGCCGUGCAGUACCACCCCGAGAGCAUCCUCAGCGUCGGCGGCAAGCAGAUGCUCGCCAACUUUCUGCGCCUCAGCGGCGGUACCUGGGCCGAGAACCCGCAGGCUGGCAUCGACGCCGCGCUCAGCGAGCAGGCCGAGAGCACCAAGGAGCCCGUCAUGGCCAUGACGCCGGCCGGUGCUGCGGCAGCUGCGGGCGCAGCGGCAGCAACGGGCGCUGCAGGUGCAGCAGCCGGAGCACAGCUGGCAUUGGAUGCCCGCCCCGCGCCGGCGCCCGCGUCGAAUGGUGCAGCAUCAGUCGGCGCCGGCGCUGUGGGCACGAUCCUGGAGCGCAUCCACGUGCAGCGGCUCAAGGACAUCGCCGCUGCCAAGGCCGUGCCGGGCGCCUCUGCGCGCGACCUCGCCACGGCGCUCGACAUGCACCUGGCGCCGCCGCUCAUCGACUUUGCUGCGCGCCUCACUGCCAAUGCCGCACGCGGCCUGCCCGGCGUGAUGGCCGAGAUGAAGCGUGCCAGCCCGAGCAAGGGCGACAUUGACCCCAACGCGCACGCCGGCGCACAGGCGCUGGCCUACGCGCGCGGCGGCGCCAGUGUCAUCAGCGUGCUCACUGAGCCAACUUGGUUCAAGGGCACGCUCAAUGAUCUGUCGCUGGCGCGGCGUGCUGUCGAUGGCAUGCCGAACCGGCCCGCCAUCCUGCGCAAGGACUUCAUCGUCGACGUGUACCAGGUGGCUGAGGCGCGCCUGGCCGGUGCCGACACGCUGCUGCUCAUCGUCGCCAUGCUCUCCGACGAGCAGCUGCGCGUGCUGUAUGACGCCAGCAAGGCCCUGGGCAUGGAGCCGCUGGUGGAGGUGAACAACCCCGAGGAGAUGGCGCGCGCGAUUCGCCUCGGCGCAAAGGUCGUCGGCGUCAACAACCGCAACCUGCACGACUUUGUCGUCGACAUGGGCACCACGAGCCGCCUUGCCGACGCGGCGCGCGAGGCUGGCAUCCUGCUCUGCGCCCUCAGCGGCAUCACGGGCCGCGCCGACGUGGAGAAGUACGUCAGCGAGGGUGUCGAUGCCGUGCUGGUCGGCGAGGCCCUCAUGCGCGCAGACGACAAGCGCGCCUUCAUCCACGGCCUGCUUGGCAUUGCGCCGGAGCAGGCGGCGGUCGCCUCGAACGGCAGCGCAGCACUGGCGCAAGCGAACGGCACGCUCGUCAAGAUCUGCGGCCUCUCCACUGUCGACGCCGCCGUGGCUGCGGCCAAGGCCGGCGCUGACAUGCUGGGCAUGAUCCUGGCGCCCGGCACCAAGCGCACCGUCUCGCUCGAGCAGGCCUCCGAGAUUAUCAGCAGCGUUCGGGCGCUGCGCGGUAGCUCGGAGCGCGCCACGUCGAAGCGUGCGGCCUCGGACUCGGUGGUCGGCAACGAGGACUGGUUCGAGUACCACGCCGGCGAGCUGCGGGCGCACCCGCACCGGCCGCUGAUGGUCGGCGUCUUCCGUGACCAGCCGCUGGCCGAGGUGCUGGCGACGGCGACGGCGCUGCAGCUCGACGUUGUGCAGCUGCACGGGCGCAUCGAGAGCGUCGAGUGGGCGCGGCUACUGCCUGGCAUGCGCGUCUUCCGCGUCUUCCACGUCGGGCCCGACGCGCAGCCCGGCAGCGGCGCCCUGCGCGAGGUCUCACGGCCUGGCUACCACCACCUCGCUGCGCUCGACACGGCCGGCGCCGGCAAGAGCGGCGACGGCGGCACUGGCGCCAGCUUCGACUGGGAUGUCGCCGUCACCGUCUCGCGGCGAGACGCCGCAGCGGCACGCGUGCCGGGCGCCCAGCCACGCACGCAGCCCAUCAUGCUGGCGGGCGGCCUCGACGCCUCGAACGUGGCGCAGGCCAUCGCGCAGGUGCAGCCGCUGUGCGUCGACACCAGCUCGGGCGUCGAGACGGACGGCAAGAAGGACAUUGCCAAGAUCAAUGCCUUCAUCGCCGCCGCGCGGGGACAGACACCGACGCCCGCCGCAUGA